Molecule: messenger RNA, 2183 nt
Organism: Cuscuta campestris
Lineage: Eukaryota; Viridiplantae; Streptophyta; Magnoliopsida; Solanales; Convolvulaceae
Source: the annotation of a GenBank genome assembly
GGAGAUUUGGUUUGUGGGCAAAUUCAGUGAGGUAGUACCAGUGCAACUGAAUAGCAUCACAAAUUUGAAGUAAUGGCACCGAGAAGGCCACGGAAGAAGAUCUGCAGCGAUUCUCAGAGAGAAAAACCUAAUUCUCCUAUGCAUUCCAAUCUCUCUCCAACCCUCCGGAAGCUGCUCUCCGCCAUCACAACUCCCGGGGGUAUGAAAGCACCUGUCUUGAAGAGUUUGUAUUGUUUACUCUUCCAUCUGUCCACAGGUCCUCAGAACAGAGUUGAUGAAAAUGAUCUACAAGCUGUUUGUGACUUUAUAUUCAAAGAACUAUCAGUGAUGUUUGACAAUAUUAUAUCUUCUGUAUAUGAUAUUUCUGCAAGUAAGGAUCAUGGCCAAAAUACCAUACAUGUGAAUUGCACAGUUGAAGUACUAUUUUUGCUGUUAAGGUGUAGUAUGGUUAUCUUGGUCUUGCCCAUACUCAACCAAAACCUUGUUUUGGAAAAGGGUGGGGUUCUUUUAAAGAUACUUUUGAAGUUAUGUUCCCUAAACCUGCCAUCAAUAAAGGACAGGAAAGGAAUUAGUUUUCCGAAAUCACUUUUUCAUCCAUGCCUUCAUGAUAAUGAUGACUUCACAACUACAUCAAGUGAGGAACUUGCUGUUCAUUUUUGCGAGCCCCUUGAUCUUCAAACUUCAUUUGCUAUUGCUUUGUUGGAGGUAUUUCUAGAUGAGCUUCUUGUUCAUGGAAGAUUGAAAGCGAUAUUUAAGCGGAUUGGGCGAAUUACAUCUCCUAGUGAACCUUUAUUUAUGCCUCAGCCUACUGACAAAGGUAUUUGUUCAAAGAAGCGCCAGUGUGAUAUUGGAAUUUUGGCAGAACUUGUUUCCACUUGCUUUGUCCUAUCGUUUUCUCGUGAAGAUGCAAUUGAAGCUUUUCUGGACAGACUUUUCUGUGCACGCAAUAAGGAUUUUGAAUUCUUUAAAGCUCAAGGGAUGAGUCUGACUGGGGCAAUAUCACUUCUCCUCCAUCCCAUGUUUUUUUCUGCCCCAAAAAUUGUGCAAGCACAUGUGGUUUCAUCAGUUUAUGAAGCCAUGAGUAGUAUGAUGGAUAUUCCGAACUUGAAACUGAACUGUAAACUUCUCAACUACUGUAUCUCAGUGUUUGAAAAGUCCAUGGAUAUGUACAUGAAACAUAUGUCCUGCCUAUGGACGAAAGGCCAUCCUCUAAGUACUUGUGCUUCAUUUGUUGAGCCCCAUGCGUAUGGGGGCUACUAUCCUCUACCUUUUGCAUCCUAUAUAAUGCCAAGCACACUGGAGAAGAUAAACUCUCUGAUUACAAGCAUAUUAAGAGCAUCAGAGAGCUUUGAUGAAACCAGAAUGCCUGCAAUCAGGGAUAUAAGUCUGCAAGACAUAUGUCUCCUAGUUGCUGUGUUGAAGUUAAUGAGCAUUUCUUUGCUGCAUGCUAUAUCAUGUCUCAGAAACAAAGAAAGUUGUGGCUCUUUCAAAACAUUGAAAGACUACUCAUUGUGCUUGCUUGCAUUUAGUUUUCUAAACAGGUUUGAUUACUUAGCAAAAGGUUGCUUGCUAACUAUCACUGCUGUGCUGAAUCUCUUUGUGCUGGAAGAUGGCUAUUUAGAUGAGUUGAGGUCACUGGUUUUAUCUGGCCCAAAGUCUGUUUCCUCUGCAUUACCUCUGGCACUUGUGAACCCAAGGCCAAGCAUUAAAAUUGCAUCAAAAUUUCAAAACAUGCAGAAUCUUCACUUGAGGAAAUCAAAGAUUGUGGCGAAUUGUUUUGGUAGCAAGGAGGUGGAAGAAGGGUUCACAGAGAAUUCCUCAAAUGUUUACCAUUUUCCUGACAGCGAAGAUAAUAGAGUGAGCAUUGAAGAAGAAACAACACUCAAUGGUGAGAGCUAUCUCAAAACCAUGCAAUACAGCACGCACAACACAUCUGAUUAUGAUGAGUUGGCUGAUUUUGUUGCCUGCAAGCCAGGGAAGGAUUAUGCAGUCUGGCUAAAUGAUAGGAAAAAGUAUAGAAAAUGGAAAUCUGAAAGGACUGCCAUGUUAAUGAGGAACAGAAAGAAAAAGACUUUGAAAGUUUUUAAACGGUAAAAAAUGGCAUGGGUUUCUAACGUGGAGAUAACCAAGUCUUUUUUUUUUUUAAUUUCUCUUCCACCCACCCUAAGCUGUACUGACUUUUU